Ordospora colligata OC4 is the source of this 498-nucleotide messenger RNA. RefSeq lists its product as uncharacterized. Lineage: Eukaryota; Fungi; Microsporidia; Ordosporidae. Bases 1 to 498 code for a protein of 165 amino acids. The record is from RefSeq and is a predicted model, not a curated record. The transcript has a single exon.
AUGAUGGAAAUGUUAUAUAAUUAUCGAUACUGGGAAAUAUCAGCCGAAAAUUAUAGUGAUAUAGAACUAAUAAAAGAUGACAAUAAGAAUGCUAUAUGCAAUACAUUGAAUGAUUCAAAGAAGAAAGCUCAAGGCGAUGAUUCGAAUAGUCAAGAUAAAUAUGAAGAAGACGAUAAAGAAAAACAAAAGAAUUUGAAUAAUCAAGAUAAAUAUUUAGAAAUAUUUAUAAAAUAUACAAAAGAUGAUUUGCUUAACUUAAUAAUUGAAUACACAAUGUUUAAUGUAAAAUCAGAAGGUAAUUUAUCUAUAGAUAUGAAGGAGCGUAUAGCAAAAGCAAUCACAGCCCAGGAACCAAAAAGUAAAGAAAAUAAGGUAAAUGAUUUAGGACGUACAUUGAUGUUGAUGAAUAUAUUUUCUAAGAGUAUAGAUAAAGAAGUACUUGAAAAACUGAGCCGUAUUGAUUUGAAAAUAUUGAAGAAAGUUGCCAUGGAUGCUUAA